Centruroides sculpturatus (bark scorpion) is the source of this 2987-nucleotide messenger RNA. Its product is annotated as adenylate kinase 8-like. Gene Ontology annotation, molecular function: ATP binding; AMP kinase activity. The record is from RefSeq and is a predicted model, not a curated record. Gene Ontology annotation, cellular component: cytoplasm. The coding region runs from base 175 to 2337 and encodes 720 amino acids. Gene Ontology annotation, biological process: nucleobase-containing compound metabolic process. NCBI's taxonomy places the organism in Eukaryota, Metazoa, Arthropoda, Arachnida, Scorpiones, Buthidae. The transcript has a single exon.
GUAAAUAAAAAUUAUAUCUAAGCCUUUGGUAUUAGAAUACUCCUUAUAUUUUUAAAAAAUAUAUCUAUUCAAACUUUAAACUGAGAAUUUUAAAAUCGUUGAACAUUCGAUUUUAGAAUUCAAAUUAUUCUAUUCAUAUAAGUUUUAUUCUUCUAUGUAUUUCUGUGAUAUAAAAUGGAUGCGACUCAAAGACCUGUUGUAUUUCCACCAGAAUUCGAGCGUUAUGCUGAAAAGCAUAAUAUUUUUCAGACAUUUCAGUUAUAUUUAGAGCGUUUAAUAUUGGAAAGACCCGAAGAUCCUCUCAAAUUCUUACAUAAACUGCUGACUUCCAGUAUUAGUGAUGCACCCAAAAUAAUCGUUUUUGGGCCUCCUACUAAACAAAGAAGGUUAUUGUGUAAAGAAUUGUGCAACAUUUUAAAUGUCGAGCACAUAACUUUGGAAUUAUUAGAAGAAAAUGCGAACAAAAUCGAAGCUUCCGAGCAAAUUGUACCGAAAGACAAACAUGCGAGAAGAGUAAAAAUUAAAAAAAUGAUCAGCCCACCACGCCAUAAAUUAAAAAAAGUUCAUCUUUCAUUCUUCAAGACUGACGAAGCUGAUACUUCCACUGAAAUAAUCGAGACCAGUCAGGAAAUUCCAGCAGAAAGUAAGAUAUUAAUCGAAGAAGAAGAAUCAGAAAAGUGUUAUGCACGUUCAAAGUUAAAUGAUGAAAUCGAAGCUGAAGAAGAUAUAAACUUGGAAAAAAAUCUUGAAUCAGUUGUAGAAGCUAAAACUGAAUUAGAAGAGCAAGAAAUAAAUGAGGAGGAGAUAAAAAUCGAUGUAAAAGAGAAAUUAUUAUUAUUACAAGAUGAUGAAGAUAUUGAAGAAACAACAGAAUUACAAGACGAAGCAGAAAAUGUGGAAGAAGAACAGAAAAUUGAUAAUGGAAAUGUCGGAAUAGAUGUUGAGAUGGAGGAUGAAAAAGAAAUGAACUUAUUAGAUGAAGACAAAGAUCAACUUCAGGAAGAAUCUGAAACAUGGAUAGAGGAGGAUACAAAAUACGAAUUAGAUUUGGAAGAAAGUGAAAUAUUAGAUGCAGAUCUAGAUAAACACGAAGAAAUUAUCGGUGUGUUACCAGAAACGGAUUCGUGUAAUAAAGAAUUUGUGAAAGAAAAGUAUCUUAACACAGAGAAAUCCAAUUAUUUUGAAAGCUUUACGAAAAUAUCACAACACAAAAUAAAAUCUGAUGAUGAUAAAUAUUCAUUAUCUGAUAAAGAAAUAACUUUGAAGGAGAGAUCGAAACUCGUAAUUGAAUUAAUGAAACAAAUUGAAACACGAGCAUGCAGAGAGCAUGGAUGGUUAAUCGAAGGAUUUCCGACGACACGCUCGGAAGCUAAAACACUUCAACAGUGGGCAGUUUUUCCAAAUCAUGUUGUCGUACUUAACUGCCCUUCAGAUUUUAAUGAGAGAAUAUCCGAGAAUAGCAUUAUAAAUAAUAGAGAGUGGUUAUUUUAUAGAGAAGAAUUCACGGGUUUGUUAGAUUGUUACAAAAACUACUAUUGCCGAAAUUUUAGAUUAGACCAAUCUCUACAGAUACUUUCUAAUAAUAUACUAAAAUUUAUAUCUAGUCAACCAAUUUCUAACACACCAUUUACACCACGUAUUUUACUUCUUGGUCUCCCCGGUUGCGGCAAAACAACACAGGCAAUGUUACUCUCGGAAAGAUACGACGUAGUUAAUGUAGAUAUGAGAGAUUUAAUAUAUCAAACUAUAAAUCGAGAAAUUCCGCUUGGUGAAUCUCUUAGAUAUUGCUUACAAAAUAACCUACCAAUCAUAGAUCACUUAAAAGCAGAAGCUAUCGCUCGAAGGAUGUCUUUGAGGGAUGUUUUAGUGCGUGGAUACGUAUUACAUGGUUUUCCCGAUACCUUUGAACAGAUGUUAGAACUGAACAAAGUAAUGGAAUACAGAAUGCCAAACAGAGUUAUCGUAAUUGACGUAUCAGAAAAUACAUCAUGCGACAGAUUCAUUCAUCGCAGAUUCGAUCCGAUUAACCAUAAAUUUUACCAUUUAUCAAAUCCACCAUCAACUGAUAUUCAACUUCUGCAACGGCCGGAAAACGGAUAUGAUUUUAUUAAAAAGAGAAUUCAAACAUACCGAAAUAACAUUGAAAAACUUGAAAAUUUUUUCCGGGGUUUUGUUAUUCAUAUCGAUGGUGAGAUGAACAUAGAAAAUGUUUCCGAGGCCAUUCUUAGUGCUAUUAUUCAUCCUCUCCCUAAAAGUCACCACUCCCAGAUAUCAACCUGUAAAAUCUUUAAUAUGGAAAGAUUAUGUAAAGGAUUCAACUGUGAUUUAACUUUGUAAAUCUUUCUUACAUUUUAAAUUAUGAUUUUCAUUUGUUUUAAUGUGUCUAUAAAAAUUUUUUAAUUUAUCAAUCAAUUAAUUUCCACUAACUGGAACUAAAUUUUGAAUAUAUGAUUUGUACUUGAUUACAUUUACCAUUAAACAAACUGUAAAGUAAAUGCUUGGGGUGUAUUUUGGUUAAUUUAAUUACUCAAAUUAGUUUUGAAGUAUUUAAUGGAAAAUGUUUUUUUUUUUAAAUAUAAGAUGUCCAUAAAUCUAGAACCAUAGGAGUUAUGUUUAUCUUACAAGUUAAUGUCAUGCUUUACCUAUAAAAGAAUAGAGAGAGUAAAAAGGAACAUUUUCAAGUUACUUUGAUGGUCAGUCAACAAGAAACAAAGAGUUUAACAGGCUGCACCCAGAACACUAUGUGACUGAUGAAACUCUAAAGCAACUUCUCACUAACUGACCAUCAAAAUAACUUAAAACAUGGCACUGAGUAAAAAGGAAUGAAUUCAUCUGUAAAAGAAUAAACAGAGACCAGCAUAAUUCCUUUGGUUCCAACUGUAUUAUGGAGCUAAUUUCAAUCAUAAAAAAACAGUUUCUUCAAAUGAAAAAUUUUCAAUAAAAAUAUCAUCAAUAUAAUAUAAAUAAGUCAAUUUCUAACAAUAAAA